AUGGCAUCACCCAUGAAAGGUUUGCCCUCGGACCCCUCCAGAUAUCUCCAGUCUUUCCGUAUCUUCCUUGCGAAUUCAACUGAGCACCAGAGCAUGCAGGAGUUCAUACAGAAGCAGCUGCCAUCUGUGGUAUCGAGUAUUGGAAACGGGAAGUCUACAAUCAAUGUUCUAAGUGUUGGCGGUGGAUCAGGUGAGAUUGACCUGCAGAUCCUCUCAAAAAUACAAGCCAGAUAUCCAGGGGUCACCAUCAACAAUGAAGUGAUAGAGCCAGCUGCUGACCAAAUCGUCAAGUACAAAGAGCAUGUGGCUGCGGCAUCAAACCUCAAAAACGUAAACUUGACAUGGCAUGAGGAGACAGCUACCGAAUAUCAAAAUCGAAUGAAUGCAGAAAAGAAGUCUAAAAAAUGUGAUUUCAUUCAUAUGAUCCAGGUGCUGUAUUAUGUAAAAGACAUCCCAGCGACUAUCCGGUAUUUCCACAGCCUCUUGGAAAAGCAGGCGAAGCUCCUCAUUAUCGUGGUGUCAGGAACAAGUGGCUGGGAAACGCUGUGGAAGAAGUAUGGGCCUUCCUUCCCUAUAGAAAGUCUCUGCACUUACCUUUCAUCUUAUGACAUAAAAAGGAUGCUGGACUCAGCCGGGCUGAAGUACCAGAUCCACGAGCUCCCAUCCCACCUGGACAUAACAAACUGCUUUAUUGAAGGGAGCAAGGAUGGGCAACUGUUGCUGGAUUUCCUGACAGAAACUUGUGACUUCUCUAAAACUGCUCCUUCUGAACUAAAGCAUCAAGUAAUGGAACAGCUAAGAAAGCCUGAAUGCAGUGAAGAAAGAGAUGGGAAGGUGCUUUUUAAUAACACCCUUAGUGCAAUAGUGGUUGAGCCAUGA
Messenger RNA from Apaloderma vittatum (bar-tailed trogon), 879 nucleotides. RefSeq names its product histamine N-methyltransferase-like. The coding region runs from base 1 to 879 and encodes 292 amino acids. The record is from RefSeq and is a predicted model, not a curated record. The transcript is spliced from 6 exons. Gene Ontology annotation, molecular function: N-methyltransferase activity. NCBI's taxonomy places the organism in Eukaryota, Metazoa, Chordata, Aves, Trogoniformes, Trogonidae.